ACUGCCGUGGCAGCGGCUCUGUUUGUUGCAGUCGACUACGCCCUGAGGCUCACCAAAAACAGCCACAAAAACAGCCAUUUCCUCUGAGUGCAGAGGUGGGGGGCGGGGGGCAGACCUUUUCCUCACGGCAUUCCGCGCUCCAGCCCCCACCGCUCGCAGCGCUGGUGCUCGGAGAGACGCAGCGGAGCAAAUUCCUCGGGAUACUCCAGGCUUUCCUAGCUCCUUGGGAUGAAAACAUUCGUCUGGAGUUCAGCUGGGCUUUAAGGAUGCCAUCUGUCAGCAUUCGCGGGAUAUUCUGAAGCGCUAAUCCGAAGGACACCGCGAGGAUCCCGCGCCCCGGGGUGCGCUGGGCACGCUGCCGGCCGGCACCCAGCGCCCGCGCUCUGCCCGCAGCCUGGAUCCCCACAGCGCCUGCCUCGGCUCGCAGGGAAUGGACCUCCCCGUCUUCCAGUUCAUCACCGGCCUGGCACUGCUCAUCAAGGUGCAAGAAGGUGGAUAAGCCAACGCUGGGAAGGACAGAAACUUAAGUAAGCUUCCUGGUGUUCUUAUUUUAUGGAAUUAUCCUACCUACCUCACAAAAUUCUCAUUUGCUUCGUCAGAAACACAUCUGGAGUUGACUUUGAGAAUGAACGGUGAUGUCCUCUAGCCACUCAUAACAUCCUAUCCAAGCUGCCUCCAUUUCAAGCCCCAUUUCAAUGUGCUGCAGCUGACUGAGACCUUGCGUCUUCUGCUAAUAGAGACUGGCAGCGAGCUGACAGUCAGAUAUGACUGUCCAGAAACUGGUAGCCACAGCUGUGUUGGUAGCCUUGGUCUCACUUAUUCUUAACAACGCGGCUGCCUUUACUCCUAACUGGGUGUACCAGACCCUGGAAGAUGGGCGUAAGCGCAGCGUGGGGCUCUGGAAGAUGUGCUGGCUGGCAGAGAGGAGCAAGGCAGGAGCGAGCACGAGCAGCAGGCACGGGCAAGGGGAGGAGCGCGAGUGCGAAGCCCUGGGCUGGGGCUCGGAGUCAGCCGGGUUCCAGGAGUCUCGCAGCACUGUCAAAUUGCAGUUUGACAUGAUGCGCGCCUGCAACCUCAUCGCUACCGUUGCUCUGACUGCUGGCCAGCUCAUCUUCGUCCUGGGCCUGGUGGAGAUACCCAUCAUUUCUCAGGAUACCCAGUGGUGGGAGGAGGCCAUUGCUGCUGUGUUCCAGCUUGCCAGUUUUGUUCUGGUCAUUGGAUUGGUGACCUUCUACCGCAUCGGGCCGUACACCAACCUCUCGUGGUCCUGCUACCUGAACAUUGGAGCCUGUCUUUUGGCCACACUGGCAGCUGCCAUCCUCAUAUGGAACAUCCUCCAUAGGCGCGAGGACUGCAUGGCGCCGCGGGUCAUCGUCAUCAGCCGCACCCUGACCGCUCGGUUCCGCCGGGGCCUGGAGAACGACUACGUGGAGUCGCCGUGCUGAAAGCGUGGACUUGCAAGGGGAAAGGUCUCCAAGGAGAUCUGCGUUGGUGUUUUAUAUAAAUAGAUGCUAUAAUUUAAAACUAAGGGUUGAAGGACAUCACGAAGCUCACUCUUGUGGGCAGAGGCCCUCAAUUAUUAUUUGGAUGGGCUCCAUCUAUAUACAUAUGUAUAAAACAUAUAAUUUUAUAUAUAUUAUAUUGCCCUCUUCCUCUACUGUACAGCGCAGAAUAUUGGGCUGUCAGAAUCCUGACAGCAUCACAGCUGUGUGUCAGCCAGAGCAGAGAGAUCCGAUGAGACCACAGAGGAGAGACGACCUAACGUUUACUGCCUGGAUAAAGUUGUCUUGCUCCCUUAAUAACAUGGAAAGCUUUGGGAGACCGGUGAUGACCAGCUUUCCUUUGCAAUUAACAGGCAGUCUGAGAAAGCAGAAAACUCACUGUAGAGUAAGUGAUGAUUUUUAACAGCUGUUAAGAUUUCAUGGCUUUUUAGCCUUCCAUCCGCAUCCCAUUCAUCCAUUUCAAGGAACUUCUCAUUAACUGCAACACCUACUCUUUUCAAGCCACAUCAUAAAGCAAGAACUACAACUCUAAUAGCUCUAAUUGGUAAAGGAAUGCAGAAGAAUUCACUGCAUUUUCUCCAGACACUACUUUCUUCACCCUAAGAGAGAGCUUCGGGUUUAUCCUAUGUGUAAAUAGAUGCCAUUGAAAAUGAAAAGGGCAUGCCACUAGAACAGGCCUUACACGGUGCUGACAGUCUCCUUCAGUGUUACGCUGUGGGCAGAUCUACAGAAGGCGGUGACCUGGAUUCUCUCAUAAUCAUAGAUACUACUGAUUUGCUUCACAGGAAAUUAUUAGUAAUAAUCAAUAUUACAGCCCACAUAAGUUUCUUCCUGGCUUGCUUUAACUUUUGCCAGGUAACUUCCAGAUUAGAGUGCUAUGUUAGGACGUCCAGCUCUGCCCAGCAAUGCUCAGAGGCACCUUAUAGAAUACUGGAGACAGUACCUGCUACUGCAGCUCAUAACUGGAGAAUAAGACAAACAUAGACUUUGCCAUGAGAUAAAGCAUCUGUCCGUUAACUUCAUAUGGUAAUGAAAGGAAAAUUAGUACCUCCAGAACCUGGCACGAUGCCUGUUGGCCUCACAAGGGCUCACAAGGCAUGCAUGCAGCCUUCAGGAAGAAAAAACAACGGGUCAAAAACUGUUAUGCCAAAAUACUUCAGACACAGCCGCAAUGACAGACGUUUAGGAGUUGUCAGCAGAGGCUCCUCUGAGCACUUCCUGACAGAUCUGAAGGGCUGAGCUGUGAAUGUGAGCUGUGAACGUCACAGACUGCACGACGCUGUCGUGUUGCUCCCAGCCCAAACACUGCUCCUCUUUGCUAUUAUUUUCACCAUAGUUUGCCACACUUAGAACGUGAUCAUCAAGCUGGCUCUUGAAUUCUGUUCUCAAACUCAGUUCCGAUGCAAUAAGAAACUCACCCCCAACUGCUAAUCUGCAUCAUGUUCAUAGUCAGCAACCCUGUGCAGAGACUGAUGCUCCAGAGCAAUUUAUUGUUCUAGACUAUCAGCACAGAAUACCUUCAUGCUGACAAAGAGUUUCUUCUAACAGUAGGUUUGUAAAAACCAAACUAAAAUUUGUAUUCACUCGCCUGCAUUACUUCCUGGAAAAGCUCUACCCUUCCUAGAAGCAACAUGCUAUGAUUAAUUGCAGGGAUUUUUAAAAAUUAAACUAUUUGAAUAUUUAAAAGACAUUAUAUUAUUUCUUCUAAUAUUGCAAUAUCCGUAUUAUAAUAAUGUACAUUUAAAUUUAAAAAUCAGCUAUGUGGUCAGUAAAUUUGUAAUACUUGGUAUGACUGUGAGUAUUUUAGAUGUAUAAAUAAAAUUAUGAAUGUUCA
Messenger RNA from Centrocercus urophasianus (Greater sage-grouse), 3336 nucleotides. RefSeq names its product transmembrane protein 204 (gene TMEM204). The record is from RefSeq and is a predicted model, not a curated record. Lineage: Eukaryota; Metazoa; Chordata; Aves; Galliformes; Phasianidae. The transcript has 3 exons. Bases 765 to 1445 code for a protein of 226 amino acids.